AGCUUCCAUCGGCCUGCGCUGCCAAGAAAUUGAGACUUGAGAGCAUAGGCGUGUAGACUUGCCUUUAAAGAGAGCAGUGGAGAGCGAUUCUCUCGCCACCAAAUCUCUUUCUUCCAUGGGUUUUCCUGUGGGCUACUCUGAGCUCCUCCUCCCCAAGCUCCUCCUCCAGCUUGUCUUCUUCCUCGGCUUCUUGCGGCAAAUCAUCUCGUCGGCCUUUGAUGCCGUCGGCCUGGGUGACCUCCUCGACUCCGAGACUCCAUGGCCCGAUCCACAGCCCCAAAUCCCAUACCAUACCACCGGAUGCCAACCCCAGGAGUUCCACUCAGUCUCGGCGAUGCUAAUACAGGAGAUCCUCCCGGUGGUUCGCUUUGAGGACCUUCUCACCGAAGAAGGGGAGAUCGAUCGGCGGCCAAUGGGAGACGGCUGUGCCGUCUGUCUUUAUGAGAUCGAACCCUGGGAGGAGGUUCGGCGUCUAAGCAACUGCCGACAUGUAUUUCAUCGCUGCUGCCUCGAUCGGUGGAUGCAGCACGAUCAUCGAACCUGCCCUCUCUGCCGGACCCCCCUCAUCCCAGAGGAGAUGCAGGAAGCCUUCAAUCUCCGGUUAUGGGCUGCUGCCGGCAUUCCAGACUCCGAUUCCGGUGAUUUCCCUUCACCUUCAUCGGCCUCCUCGUUUCCGCCUCUUUCGCCCGCUCUUCUUUAGCCAGCGGCGCGAUGAAGAAAAUGGUACGAUCUACCAGUUUAAGAUCUUUAACUGUAAAUAGAUCCAUGGGAGGCAAAAAUUAAAUACAGUUAAAGUAGAAAAAUCUUAAAGGAAUUUUGAAAUUUAGUUCGCAAGUUUCUAAUUCCUUCUGUACAGUUCCGAUUUAAUCAACCUCCGGGUCAGAACUUAUAAGCUUUUUUCUGCUUUGAGUUAACGACUGAAAAAGGAUUGAUGAUCUUAACUAAAAGAUGCGAGUAAAUUUGAAUGUAAAAUUGGAUCCAUGAAGGGUCUGUCUUCUCAUGAUUUGGUGAGAAACCUAUGCCAAAAAAGGAGAGUGUUCGGUACAGCUUUUGUUAUUCAAGGAUUUUUCUUACCUUAUUUUUCUUGCUUUUGACUGGGGUGUUUUGUCUGUGAUUAAAGUAAUGUUGUUUGGUGUUUGAGUUUUUCAAAGUUUCUUCUGACCGGUUCCACCGGGGACGAAGAGUCUAAGCAGUGCUUUCUUAAGUUGUUUUCCA
This is a messenger RNA of Phalaenopsis equestris, 1215 nucleotides long. RefSeq names its product E3 ubiquitin-protein ligase RHA1B-like. Bases 116 to 700 code for a protein of 194 amino acids. Gene Ontology annotation, biological process: protein ubiquitination. NCBI's taxonomy places the organism in Eukaryota, Viridiplantae, Streptophyta, Magnoliopsida, Asparagales, Orchidaceae. Gene Ontology annotation, molecular function: ubiquitin protein ligase activity. The transcript has a single exon. The record is from RefSeq and is a predicted model, not a curated record.